AUGGUGAAGUACUUUUCUGUGGACUGGCUGGCCCAGAGCCAUCACAGCGGCUCCAUGACCGAGGAGCACGGAGCUGGCAUGGAUACCGUGCCGACCUGCAGACCUCAUAUUCCCUGCGUGGUGCAGCCGAGCCCGCCGACUUUUGGCAAAGGUUACCUGCAGCCAAAGCCCAAAUCAUCAAAGCCCGCUGAACACACGGAGCACGUGGAGCGGAACAGGGACCAGGACUCCAACCUGUCCUCACCUUUGCAUCCAGCAAAUUGCGCAUCACAAAUUUUGGAAACCAGCGGGUAUUCCUCUGGGUACGAGAGCGAAGUAGCUUCCGCUGAGUGUCUGUCUGUGGAUGAGGGCACCGAGGUGGAGAAAGACGAACUUCAGCGCCGUGUGCGCACAAAGUUCACCGCCGAGCAGAUCAACAAACUGGAAAAGAUCUUUAACAAGCACAAAUACCUGGAUGCUGGAGAGAGAGUGAAGACGGCGCAGAAGCUGAACCUCACAGAAACUCAGGUGAGGACCUGGUUCCAGAACAGGAGGAUGAAGCUGAAACGAGAACUGCAGGACUAUCUGGCCCCCCACGUCCCCGCGGUGACCUUCCAGCCUCUCCCCCCGGUUCAGUACCACAGCAUGGCCGGACAGCGACCUCUCUACGCCGCCACAGAUCGGGCCUUUUACCCGCUCCCCGUCCCGCAGCUGCUCCUCCAGCAGCAGAUGCCUCUUCAGCACCAUGUCAUGAUCCACCAGCCACGUUUUUACUGACCAACUGUCACAAAACAGACAUUUCCCUCCUUGAAACACUUAAAAAAUCUGAGAAUGUGCAAUUAAGAGUUUCUUUACAUGU
This is a messenger RNA of Stegastes partitus (bicolor damselfish), 838 nucleotides long. It is a transcript of the gene vox, whose product is annotated as ventral homeobox. The coding region runs from base 1 to 756 and encodes 251 amino acids. Lineage: Eukaryota; Metazoa; Chordata; Actinopteri; Pomacentridae. Gene Ontology annotation, molecular function: DNA binding. The transcript is spliced from 3 exons. The record is from RefSeq and is a predicted model, not a curated record.